Messenger RNA from Candidula unifasciata, 750 nucleotides. The record is from the annotation of a GenBank genome assembly. NCBI's taxonomy places the organism in Eukaryota, Metazoa, Mollusca, Gastropoda, Stylommatophora, Geomitridae.
AUGAAUCAGCCAGGAAUGCCUCCACCCCAGUAUAUGCUGAUGCCACAUCCCGGAGCCAUACCGGGCGUACCUGAAGGGCUGGAAUACCUGGCUGCUGUUGACCAACUGAUCAUCAAACAGGAAGUUGAACUUUUUGAAGUGCUCAGUGGCAUGGAGUGUAAGAACAAGUACCGAGUGUUCAACAGUAUUCAGCAACAAGUCUAUUAUGCCUAUGAAGAAUCUGAUACCUGUAACCGCAUAUGUUUUGGUGCCAGUCGAGGAUUUGUUUUACACAUUACAGACAAUCAACAGCAGGAAGUUCUGAACAUUGUCCGGGAAUUCCGUUGUUGCACCGGUUGCUGUUGGUGUGCAGACGGCUGCUGCCAGUACCCAAUGAUGGUCAAUGACAAGGCUGGACGCAAGCUGGGCAUGAUCAGACAAAUGAAUUCUUGUUGCCAGCUGCGUUUUGGAAUCUUUGAUGAGAAUGAUGUGCCCUUGUAUGAGAUUUGGGCUCCUUGCUGUGGCUGCCAGUGUGUUUGUAUGACAGAGGAUGUCAAUUUUCCAAUUUGCAACAUAAGUGACAAAACACAAGUGGGAAACAUCCGCAAGAUCUGGGGUGGUUUGAUCCAGGAGGCUUACACUAAAGCUGAUACUUUUGGAGUCUCAUUUCCAAUGGACCUUCUUGUCAAACACAAAGCCUUGAUGCUGGCGGCUAUAUUUUUAAUUGACUUCGCAAUUUUCGAGAGGCAAAAGAAGAACAACAACAGAUAA